Molecule: messenger RNA, 927 nt
Organism: Alternaria atra
Lineage: Eukaryota; Fungi; Ascomycota; Dothideomycetes; Pleosporales; Pleosporaceae
Exons: 2
Coding region: 1-927 (308 amino acids)
Source: RefSeq, a predicted model, not a curated record
AUGGAAUCCCAGCGUCCGCCGGCGCCAUGUUCGGCCACAUCCCCCCAGCAGAGCCAACCGCAGCACCAGCUCUCGACGAACUCUCCAUCUGACGAGUACAACUACGCAUACAAUGAGAAAGAGCCGUAUCAGCGACAACAUAGCAUCCGCAUAGACCGUCAUAGCAAAUCAAGUUUCGGCCGUGGCCAUGAUUCCGUCAUCUCGUCGCACCCAUUUUCGCCGAAGGCCUCCUCUGCGCCAAGCCCCUGUAGCAGCAUCUCGUCGAUAGGGCCACAACGCAAUUCCACACCCGAGAUCCGGUAUUCCAGAUCGGACAUAGAACAACGAAACAUACCAUAUCCCCAACAAGCGCAUCUUGAUCCCGAGAAGCAUGGCUAUGGCUCGUCGCAUGGCGGCCGAUCCCCGAAUCACGCGUCUGCGACAGGACUAGACGGCGAUGCGAUCGUCUAUGACAAAGGCGCAUACCAUGAGAAAGGCCCAGAGGAAAAGGCAUGGCAAUUAUUGUUUUGGCUCUGCGCCCCAUGUGCCUUCCUUUCCGGCGCCAUCGCACUCUGGACCAUCUUCGCUCUCGUGAUCUCGAUCGUACUAGCACCCCUGCGAUUCUGCACCACACGCCCGCAAUUCUCGGAACAAAUCACAUCCUUCCUCGCACCAGCACUCAACCUCCAACUACACUUGGUCUAUUCUCACGAUUCAACAACCGGUUACAGCGCGCCUAUGCUCGUCGUCGUUAACCUCUUUUCACCAGUUGUUGCAUUUGGUGUCGCAAUAGCUGCAUGGACUGCUGCAGGGUUCUGGUUCUUCUCGUCGAUAUUAGGAGACCCUGGAGGUCAUGACGGCCACAAUGAUGGCAGAGAGACUAUCGUCAGUGUGCGGAACUGGUGGGAACGAUGGCUUUCGAGGGCACUGCGAGAGACGAAUGUUUGA